Messenger RNA from Cordyceps militaris CM01, 2511 nucleotides. Its product is annotated as response regulator. NCBI's taxonomy places the organism in Eukaryota, Fungi, Ascomycota, Sordariomycetes, Hypocreales, Cordycipitaceae. Gene Ontology annotation, biological process: osmosensory signaling via phosphorelay pathway. Gene Ontology annotation, cellular component: Mcs4 RR-MAPKKK complex. The record is from RefSeq and is a predicted model, not a curated record. Gene Ontology annotation, molecular function: protein kinase activator activity; phosphorelay response regulator activity. The transcript has 4 exons. Bases 1 to 2511 code for a protein of 836 amino acids.
AUGUCUGGUGUUUCGAGCAGCUCAUCGACGAGCGGGCCGGUCGAGGAGGAGGUCGAGGAGAUUCUGUCGAGCGUGAAGCAACAACACCUACACCAAGAUCAGUCACAAACAGCGCAACAACAACCCAGGAGCCAGAUCGAAAUCAGCAGCAUCAGCCAAGCAGAGGUGCCAGCAUCCAGCUCACCUUUGCCAGCAGAAUCACGAACAGCAACAACGUUGGAUGCCACACCAUCCACCCCCCAGCCGAAGUCGACACUAGGGUUGAAGGCCGUUGAAGCUGGGGUCGAGAGUGCUAAAUCUGGGCCGGAAGACGCUGGAGCUUCCGCGGCUUCCUCAUCGUCAGCAGCUCGGGCCACUGAAAAGAGUGCUGUAUCCACUGGGGGAUCCGCUGCAAGAUCCGCUGAAAGUCCCAAUGUUGGGGAUCCGGACUUGCUCGUCUCACCACCUCCUGGAGCAGCCUCUCCAGCGCCUUUAUUAGCAGCCUCCCCAGCGCACCCGCCCGUUGAAUCCCCCAGGCCAGGCCCUCAGUCAGCGCCCCGCUGUAGUGCCGUCGACGGCCAGAUUCUCCACCACCAGCGCCUCAACCUCCAGGACCGUCUUCAGCGUCUCGCAGAGCACGAUCCUCUCUACUACGAUCCCGCGCUGCUCCUUUCACCAUCCGCCCGCGACAAGCACAGUCCCGGCUCCCGCUUCGCCACGCCGACGCUACACAGCAUCUUUGAAAACUUCAGCACCGAGCCUUUUCGCAAAUUGCGGCCCCCCGAGCGCUUUCCCGGCGAGCACGGCGACCCCUACACAGAUCCCCGAGUCCACCCUCUCCACGCCCCCAUUUGCGGCGCCUCCUCCUCCUCAACUCCCGCAACAUCACCACCACCCGCACCAUCAACUUCGACGCGUAGCCGCAUCAACCCGUCAUUCACAGCCGCUGCUGAUUCGUCCGCCACGCCACUCUCUCGUCCUCCCGCCGCGCCUCGGCGAUCCAGUGGCUCCGGCCCUGCCAUCCGUCAGGUCAGAACGUCCCGCAAGGCGCACUUUGUCCUCGAUCCUGCCCCCGAGUUUGGCGUUCCCUCACCUCCCACCAUGGCCAACUCACGCAAGAUUUGGGUUCGCCGCCCCGGCGCCUCGCCUACUCUCAUCACCAUAUCCGAGGAUGAUCUCGUCGACGAUGUCCGUGAUACUAUCCUCCGCAAGUACGCCAAUACCCUGGGCAAGACGUUUGACGCUCCUGAUCUGCAUAUUCGCCUCUACCCUCGCGACCAGAAAGACCGCCUGCUGCAACCCGACGAGCACAUGUGCCGCACCCUCGAUAAUUUCUAUCCCGGAGGUCAGACGGUAGACGACGCCAUUGUCAUUGAUAUUCCCCGCAGAACACCCAAGGCCUCACCGCAUCCGGCUCAACAUGGACACCACUCUCAACAUCAGCAGUAUCACGUCCCCCAUACUGCCGCCGCGAUAUACUACACCGACGAUGGUCGACCGCUGGAGUCUGGCGAAGGCUAUUUCCCUCCCGUCGGAGCUCUGCCCUCACCACAUAUGCCACUCGCUAUGCCAGUUGGCGGUCACCAAUCACACUCUAUCGCCGUGAUCGGAACCGGCCACCUCCCUACCAUCCCAUCUCCCGGAGGGCUACGCCCCCGUAGUCAUCGUGAACAGCCUUCCCGCCCCCGCGUCGGUCGCACGCACACAGCUUCAUCAGCCCUCAACGCAAGCCAUGGUAACUACGGCCACAGCAUGCCUCCCAGCUUGAUUCCCAUACCAAUGGUAUCACCUGGCCGCGAACACAUGUAUGCUUCCUCCGGCCGGGUCGGCAUGUCAUCGCCACGGAUGCUCGAAACCCGAUCCUCGAGCACUCGCGCCAAACGCCGGAAGAAUGUAGACUACAACGGCGGUGGCGUGGUUGCUGCGGUACCUCCAAUCAGCGUACUUAUUGUCGAAGACAACCCUAUCAACCUGAAGCUGUUGGAAGCCUUUGUCAAACGCCUCAGGGUCCGCUGGCAAACGGCUACCAACGGACGAGAAGCUGUCAAGAAAUGGCGAACGGGCGGCUUUCAUUUGGUCCUGAUGGACAUUCAACUUCCAGUCAUGAAUGGUCUCGAGGCCACCCGCGAGAUUCGCCGACUAGAACGAGUCAACUCGAUUGGCGUCUUUUCCUCUGUGCCCACAACGCCCCAAGAGGAGCUUGCCCUCGAGCUCAAUGACAAAGACCGUCUUCCAAAUCGGGCGCAGUUCAAAGGACCCGUCAUCAUUGUGGCACUCACAGCCAGUUCACUGCAAAGCGACAGACACGAAGCCCUCGCGGCCGGCUGCAACGACUUUUUGACCAAGCCCGUCAAUUUUGUCUGGCUUGAGCGAAAAGUAACGGAAUGGGGCUGCAUGCAGGCCCUCAUCGACUUCGAUGGCUGGCGUGCCUGGAAAGACUUUGCCCUUGCCGAGGAGGAAGCUAAUCAGAAGGCAGCGGCUGCCAAGAACAAGGCUAAGAAAUCUCGUUCUUCGCUUGCUGCCGAAAUCUAG